Messenger RNA from Lymnaea stagnalis (great pond snail), 7764 nucleotides. NCBI's taxonomy places the organism in Eukaryota, Metazoa, Mollusca, Gastropoda, Lymnaeidae. The record is from the annotation of a GenBank genome assembly.
AACACAAACAAACAUGGCUGAAAUCUUGUUUGAACUUCAGAAAGAAGGAAUAUUUAAAAAGGUGUUGUAUGGAGGAGAUGGGAAUAUUCCAACUUUUCCCGAUGGUGCUAAGGUAUUUAUAAUAUAGAGAACGUUUUCUCUUAAAUUACAAGUCUAAACCUACUUGAGACGGAGCUUUUUUGUUUAUCAGUGCCAAGAAAUCUGAGUCUUGUUCACAACAUGUUCUGCACUUGCCCUUGCUUUGCAAAAUCAAAAGAUGUAUACAAAACAAACUUUCAGUUCACAGAUACUAUAUAUAGCUAUACUAUAUUAUAUAUUAAUGCCUAUGCCUACACUAUAUUUUAUUUAAAAUUAUAAAUAUUAUCUUGAAGUAACUUUUAGGGAAUUGAAUGCACUUUAUUAAUCAAACUCAGCUGAAAUCUAAACAUUUAUUCAAACAGGAUAUCUUGAUUUGCAUAAUUUAUGCAUGCACUUUUUUUUACCACUUACAAUAAACAUGUUCUACUUGCAGAAUUUGUUAAAUGUUAUUAUUUUUGAAGCCAAAAUAAGUCCUAAUAAACAUUUGAGAUUUGAAUGAGAGUUGAUAUGAAAAACUGCAAUUUUAUUUAAGCAUUUAUGGUUUAUAGAGGUCACUAGAAAAAAAAAAAAUUGAAAUAAAAUGACAGAAGACCCUAAAAUAUCAAUGGAAGCAGCCAUUAAAAUGGCGAGAUGAGGAAGAAAUAGGAGGAGCAAUCUGGUUAUCUAGUGCAAAGACCAGCCAGCCAAUUCGAGGCUUUUGUAUGGGGCAGAUGGAUCAGCCAUUCAUCUUUUUUUUCCAUUCAACUCUGCGCCAAUAGAUGGGCCCAGCCAUCUCAAGAGGGUUAAUAUUAGUGAUAAUCAAACUCAAAAUCCACCUCUGAAACUGCAGCCCCAAACCACUUAUAAUUUAAUUAUUUUUCUGGAUCACAAAAAGACAACUCUUCAGUUAAAACUGAAUGCUGAGGCUCCAUUUUAGAUGUUUUAGGUGACUUGGCUCACAUGACAUGCGGACAGAGACUGGGAAGAAAUACUCCAGACUAUAUCACCACUGUGGCACAGAUGCUAUAACUAUUACUAAAAUAAUUUCACCAGAAUUAGAUUAGAGCCUAAAAAUUCACAAAUAGAAUUUUCAUCUUAAAGAUGAAUAGCCUUAUUACUAUUAUUACUGUGUAGGGCCUACUUACUUAUAGGAUAUUGAUAGGAUAAUUGAUUAUUAUUAAUAUUUACAACAACAUGCUUUAGGCUACUCAGUCUUUAGUAACUUUACUUUAGACUUUUUAAUUAUACAAAUUUGUAUUAUUCAUUUGUGUUGUUUUCAUUUGAACAAGUCUUUUUUGGUGAUAUUAUUUGUUUUUUGUUCAGUCUCUUUUCCAAAUUUUCCCUUCCCUUUUUUUUUCCUUAGCCUUAUCUGAAUAAUUGUACCUUUUGAGUGAAUGAAUUUUUGGACUGGGUUUCAGCAACAAUACACUGUCUCAAAUAAAUUGUAAUGAAAUAUAAUUUUACUUCUAUUUUUUAUGAAAUAACAUUAUUAUCUUUAUCUCAAAUAGGCCACAUUUCAUUACCGCACAACAAAAGCAAAUGAUGAUAGAACCGUUUUGGAUGAUAGCAAACACACAGCAAAACCCAUGGAGUUGAUAUUCGGCAAAAAAUUUAAACUGGAAGUUUGGGAAAAGUUACUGAAAACAAUGAAAGUGAAUGAAGUUGCUGAAUUUACUUGUGAUACCAAAGUAGGUUUUACUAAAAAUUUUAUCUUCUGAAAAGUUUGUAACAGUUUAAACAUUAAAUUUAAAAGCAUUGUAGACAAAAAAAUACUACUCUUGUUAUUAAACUUGUGCGCCCAUGAUUUGGUUGACAAUUUCAAGUCCUCAUUUAGAAUUGAUUUAACCUUUUUUAUUUCACUUACAAAUUUUACAAAACUUUCUACUGUUUAGGGAACAAAAUAUGAUAUGGCUAGGUGGAUAUAAACCUCGUCCAGUUUCAAAAAGUCCCUUAAAACUCAUCUGUUUAGGUCCGCCUAUGACCUGUGAUGCACCCUCCUUGCCCUACCUCAUUUUCUGUUUCGGCUUAAUCCUGAAGUGUCAAAGUGUCCUCUUUUUAUAGCCAUUUUCAUUGUUUCUAUAGAAUAGUAGUUACUAUCCUAGUGUCUCAUUUUUAUUUUACUUAGUUUACAUGUUUUAAUAAUUGUAAAGCGCUUAGAGCUUUAUGAUAAGCGCUAUAUAAGAAUAGUAGUUACUAUCCUAGUGUCUCAUUUUUAUUUUACUUAGUUUACAUGUUUUAAUAAUUGUAAAGCGCUUAGAGCUUUAUGAUAAGCGCUAUAUAAAAAUGCCUAAAUAAAUAAAUAAAUAAAUAUAAAUUCUUUAUUAUUGUUGUCAACUAACUAACAUACAUAUUCUGGUUGAGGCUAGACCUUACGCUCUUAAAGCCCCAGAUAGUACUCCGUCAACCAGCUCCAUCUGCUGGGCUGUGCCAUGUAACAUCAUUGUAACAUAUGACUCUCCUGCCACCCUGGCCUUCUCCACAACAUCCAGUUCUGUGCACUUAGUCAACAGAUGCACUGUUGUCUCCUGGGCCAUUGAGCAAUGCCGGCAGGUUGGGUCCCUGUUUUUGUUAGCCUUUUAAAGUAUGAGUUAUUAGGGCAGUGCUCGGUUCUCAUUUGGGUCACCAGACUCUGGUGUCGAUGACCCAAUUUCCACCGUGGGUCUAAUUGUCAACUAAAUUGUUCUAUUCUAUAAAUAAUUUUCAUUUAGAAUGGAAGUGAAAAAAAUUGUAUACACACUCCUUUUCCAUGAAUGUCAAAUAAUAGCUAAAAUUCUUCAUUUGUAUACUGAUUCUCCUUUUAUCUCUUUUUAAUUUAAAUUAAUCCAAAGGGGAAGGCUGUUACUACUGUUAGUUGUAAUGUUUUAGUAGGUGUUUUUUUAAGCAUUAUUAUUAUCCGCUUCUAAUCUUGUCAUCUUUCUUUGCACAUUAGCACACAGCUGUUUACCCUCUAGUUGCCAAAAGUCUGCGUGAUAUUUACAAAGGGAAGUCGUCUCACACGCACACAUCUCACUGUUGUGGAAUGAUGGCUCUCUCUGAACAGGGCAUGGGCUAUUCAGAUUUGGAUGAACUUAUGAAAUCUCCACAGCCACUAGUUUUUAUUCUGGGUAAUUACACAAAGUCUUCCCAUGAAUUAAUUCAUUUAAUGCUCAUUUAUUAAUCAAAAUGUAUUUCAAGGAAAGAGCUGUUGUGUGGUUAUUUUACAAACCUUUUACCUUCUUGUUUUUGCAUUAAUAAAAAUUUAUAUGGAUCUCUUUCUUCAUUAAAAAAAUCGUUUUAAAGCCAGACAAAAAUGAGCUUGAAGUUUAUCUACUCACAUAUGCUUAUUCAAGAUUUGGUUAUAAAGCACUCUCUCUCCACAGUCUAUGUUUUUCAUAUUUAAGGUGUCAAAGAAUCCUAGUUAAGAAUCAUGUUUUUAAAAUUGAGUACCUAUUUAAUUUGAUUCUUGAACAGAGUUAUUGAAGCUGGAGUUGCCAGAACAAUUUGAAAAAGAAAGCUGGUCCAUGAAUGAAUUUGAGAAGCUGGAGAGCAUCCCUAAGUUGCGUGAAAUAGGGAACGAGGCCUACAACCAAAAGAACUAUGAAGAAGCUGCCAACAAGUAUGCCCAGGCCCUUGGGAUGUUAGAAGAUCUCAUGUUGCAGUAAGUAGCCACCUGAACAGACGCUUUGCUCUUGAGGUCCUGGAAGUGUGGAGCAACAGAAGUAUGUUUUUUCUGUGACUCCAGGCCAGGAAGUGGUCUUCAGUUACUUAUGAAGCCAGCCCCUCUGAACAGGCAGAGGCUAUUGGAAAAGACUGCAUCCAGGAACAUGCGGUUUUCCUUCUGGACACGUUGUCCUUAGAAACAGUCCACUAAGAUUUCUUUCCAGCUGCCAAAGCAUUUUGCACUUAGCGCUGAGGACUUGCUCGCAAUCAGGUGGUGUCAAAAAAUAUGUACAUGGCCGAAAUCCCAUUGAAAGGUCAUGUAUAGCAUUUAAUUUAUCCAACGGCUGCGUUAUGUUAUCCUAAUGAAGAACCUUUUUUCUUUUGGUGGGUGAAUGGAAAAAUAUCCCUAAUUAUACUCCUACAUUAUGCUGCUCUAUUGAAAAUUGUUAUGGAGGUGUGAACAAGUUUCAUUCCCCUGAAUUCACCUCAUGGUAAUAUAAUACUUAUUAUCUUUCAUGUUUUUUUGUUCCUAACAUUGUAGCAUUAAAUUGCGCUUUUUAUACUUCUUUAUUUCUUCUAAGUCCAGAAUUCCUAAAGAAGUAUGUUUCACUUGAACAUGAAAAGUUUGUUUAAUUUUUCAGAGAGAAGCCUGGUGAUGAGGAAUGGAAAAAGCUUGACCAGAUGAAACGUCCACUUCUACUCAAUUUUUCCCAGUGCAAGCUGUUGACCCAUGACUACUACCCUGUGAUAACUCAUACUUCUGAUGUUUUAGACAGAGAGCCAGGUAGUGAUUAGUAUUGUUUGAUGGCUAGGUACUAACUUAUUUAGUGAUGUCUUAAUCUAAUUUUUAAGUCUUUAAGGACCAGGGACAAUAAAGCUAAGGCAUAUUAAUUCUGAAGCCACUUAUUUGCUAACUUGAUCUGCGUGUGAAUUUAAGGUAAAGCUAUCCUGGGAAAAUGUUUAAAGGGGAUUAAAAUCUAUUUUUUCCCCUGUAAAAAUAAAGUUAUCACUACUUUUGCAUUUCACAUUUAUUUAACAAUUAGGGAUGUUAAAAACACCUGCCCAGGUACCCGUUUAGCAAAGGAGCCGGGUACCUGACAAAUUUUCAGGAAAUAUAGGGAUUCAUUGGAGAAAAAAAUUUUUUUUUUUUUUUUUUAGUAUGCUGUGUCUAAGUUACAACUUUAAGUUUUACUCUUUUGAAAUGGUGCAGUUCAUUAAUUUAAUUUUUAUUUUUAAAACAAAGGAGCCGGGUACCUGACAAAUUUUCAGGAAAUAUAGGGAUUCAUUGGAGAAAAAAAUUUUUUUUUUUUUUUUUAGUAUGCUGUGUCUAAGUUACAACUUUAAGUUUUACUCAUUUGAAAUGGUGCAGUUCAUUAAUAUAACUUUUAUUAUUAAAACACUUUUUACUACACUGGAUUUGUUUUUACAGGUCUCUUUUGAAACAUUAUUUAUUAUUAUUUUAUCCCCUUACUAUAAGAUUAACAACAGGCAAUGUGUGCAAGACCAACAUGUGCUUGAUAUUAGACGCACUGUGCUUAACCACACAUAGUUGGAAAUAAGUUUUAUAAAAGCUUUAUGUUUACUUUAUUGAAAUGAUCAGAAUUAUGCCGUCAAUAGAAAACUCGAGGGAAGCAUGAUUUCAUUACUAUUAUUAAAUAAUAAUGGGAGAGGCUUCUCAUGACCCCACCGCAGGCAUUUAGUAGCAACCGUAGGGAAUGAGGAAAUUCAUUUCUUCGUUUAAAAAAAAAACAACAAAAAAAAACAACAAAUUAUUAGUGGAAAUCGUAUUAUUUUUUAUGAUCUUAUAAAUAUUUCUUUUAAUUGGUUACCCCAGAAUUGCUUGGGUAGUUAGCCUCGGGCGGGUACCCAGGCGCCUGUUAACAGCCCUUAUAAAAUGUUUAUGUUUCAUUAGGAAAACAAAGUUUCCUAUUAUUUUUCAGUGUUAUAAGUUAGAGGAAGCCAACUCAGCUUAGAGAUUACCUUAACUAUAUCAUUAUGGCAAAUGCAACCUGCUCUCAAUAACAAUUAUUAGCUCUGCAUUGUUUUUUAAAAUAAGAGAUAUUUAAAAGUUCCCGGCCCAUCAUUAUUUAGACUUUAUUGCUGUCUAUUAUUGUCUACAUGUAUUUUGUUUCUAAAACCAUAAUGACUUUUCCCAGAAGUCCCAGUGAUAAAUCAUGAACAAUAUUUUCUAGAUAAUGUCAAGGCUCUGUUCAGGCGAGGAAAAGCCCACGCAGCCGUUUGGAAUUUGAAAGAGGCACAUGAAGACUUUGCAAGGGUCGUUGAACUUGACUCCAGCUUAAAGAAGGCAGUGGCAGCUGAGCUUGCCAGCUUGGAGCAACGGGUCAAGGAGAAGGAAAAACUGGAAAGGUCAUUACUACAGGGCAUGUUCAGUUGAUGGGGGUCAACAACUCGGGUCCUUUCCUGGUUACAUGACUGAUGAUAAUCUGGUCAGCUGAUAAGUAAGUUAUGCCACCAUUAAACAAAAGCAUUUAAGAAAUUAGAACUGAUUGUCAUACUCAUAAACAAUGCAGAAAUUAAUUGGUGUUAUUAGCUCCUUGUGGAAUAAGGAAAUACAAAUCUGUCAUUAGCCAGUACUUAUUUUGUACAUGGAAGAAAAGUAUCGCAACACUCCAACCUCUCAAACAUUUUUUUAUUUUUAAAAACCUUUUCUUAAAAUGUUACAGCUGUAUGUAUGUUGUGUUUAUAAAUGGCAUUAGGAGCUUUCUUGACCGACAUAAAUUUUAAGUUAUAUUUUUUUUAAACUUUACCACUCUUAUAAGUAAACGAGUACCUGAUAAAGUUCUUGAUUUGAUUAAAUGUUAUUCUUUUGGAAAUCAUUUAUUUAUGUUAGCAUUCAAAACAGUAAAAGUAAAAGUGAAAAAUCAACAAAAUUCUUCUAUUUAAAAAAAAAAAAAUUAUUGAUCAUGUAUUUGGUUAUUGAGUUAAUGUUUUAGAAAAUAGACUAUUUUGUUUAAAAAUUGCACAAAUGUAGUGAUAUUUAAACAUAUUUUUUUUUUGGAUCAGUUCAGAAUUUCAUUUUCUUGGAAACAACAGCUGCUAGAUCUACUUUUAGGCCUCACUCCAAAUGUGGUCACCUGAGCCAUUUUUCUGUCUUUCAGUUGAGAGAAAGAAAUGACCUUAUGUGUGAUACAUCUUAUAAUUAUUUUGUUUUGUGAUCACACCACACAAUUGUAAUGUUUUAAUUGUAAUUGCAUUUUAAAUAUAUCUUGGAGAAAGACAAAAUGUAUUUUGGUGUGGCCCCUAAAUAAAGCUUUAAUGAAUUUACAUAUUCAUUAUGUUUGCCUGACCCUUUUUUCUGUACAAGUUCAGUUUCACUAUCAGCAGAUUUCUUUGUGAUCAUUUACCACUGUCCAUAAUGAAUUAAGUUAGUUGAUGUAGAUAUUUUAAUUGUCAUGGUCUAUAAAAAUCAAUCAAAAUUAGCCUGAUGUGUAUUUUUUCACUGCAAUAUCGAUUUGGUCUGAUGGCACUGAUCCAAAUAUAUAUAAAUAUAUUGUUAGUAAAUCUAACUUUAUAUUUUAGUUAUUUCCAAUGCGCUCACGCUACAAUUGAUUGUGCAAUCAUACUUUGUGAUUAUGUCUUCCAUCAAAUCAACGUUUACAUUUAAAAGGUACAAUGGCAAAAUUGACAGGUGCAGCCAAUUGCAUAUUGUUGUAUAAAGAUCAAGAAUCAAACCACAUUUUCAGUGUGUUGAAAUGCACUCUGAAGCAUAGUCUCAAGCUCAAGGGAAAUAGUGCAGCAUUUUUUUGUUUGUUUGGUUACUUAUUUCCCCUUAGUCAUUUAAUGUGAUAUUAUUUGUACAUACUUUCAAAACAGGAUGUAAUUAUUUUCUACUGUUGUAUAAUACAUUACUUCCAUUGUAGAAUUCAAUGUUAACUUUUAUUUGAAUUUUUGUUAUUGAAAUAAAAAUACUUUUGUUUUCUAUUACAAAUUUAAUUCUCUCCUUCAAUUUUGUUCCUACAAAUAUGGGCAUAUUAAAAAUUGAAAUUGUUAUGGACUCUUUAAAAAUAAAAUAUAGAAAGCUCUUUGUAGUGUAUUUCAUUUAAAAAA